AUGGCUGUCAAAACGAUGCGACGAGCUUUUGGCUCGAUCCCAAGGCACGACACCCUCCAGUUGCUCCAAGGUCUACUACAGAGGCUCAGCCAUCUGCUGCACAUCGCCAUCUCGUUCAUCCUUUUGCCCUUCGACAACGCCGUUCUUCUGGCUGCCUGUCUUGUCGGAUAUGCCCUUCAUCUCGUCUCACGCUCAAGUCCUAGUCGUCGCAGAAAAGCAGCAUUGGGAACUGCGGGUUUCUAUCCAAAGACGGUCCUCGUCACCGGCAUAGAUACUCAUUAUGGGCUGGCCGUAGCGCGAGCCUGGUACUACCAAGGCCACCGGGUGGUGGGCGUCAACAUCACCCAUACCUCCAUCCGACCAGGAGAAGGCAUGUCCAGAACCAUCGCGGCAUUCUACUCCAUCCCCAAAGCACAAUAUGUCUCACGGUUGCUUGAUCUCAUCCACCGGGAAAAAGUGGACAUCUGGGUGCCUUGUUCCGACCAGCUCACGGUCAUGGAGGAUGCGAUGGCGAAAGAGGUAGUUGAAAGCCGAACCGACUGCAAAUGCAUCCACCUGGACACGGAACUAGCAGCCAGGUUCAACCAACCGGAAUCCUUCCUCCAAUACCUCGUCGAGAAGGACCUCCCCGUGGUCGAAACCCACCAGGUGCAGUCGCGUGCAUCAAUCCACAAGAUCUUGCACCGGUCUCCUUCGAAGAUCUACCACAUGCGCAGUGCGAGCUCCCUUGCGGCCGGCGGCAAGGUCGUUGUCCUGCCCAAGCGCACGCUCAGCCUGACGUACUCCGAAGUCAGCGAGAUCCAGAUCUCCAAGGACCGGCCUUGGAUGCUCCAGCAACAGACCCGGCUAGGGACCUACUACGCUGAGCUGCUGGUGGUCCGGGGCUUUGUCAAGGCGAUCACGAUCCGACCCUCGAAUCACCAACUGAUUUGGGGGCGGUCGCGUCUCGACGAAGCGCUCGCCAUCGCUAUCCGCAAGCUCAUGGAGCGGUUUGCCAUGCAAGGGGGACCGCGCAUGACGGGCCAUCUAUGUGUGGAGUUGAUGAUCGAUGAGGAAUUCGAUACAAACUCCGUUCGCCAUGUGAUCCACAUCGCUGGCUGUACGCAAGGUGCGGCUGCCGUCAAAACGCUUUUGCUCGACGCGUCCGGCUCGUUCCCGGCGGGCUGCCUGAGUGUGCUCUCCCCUCAGGCCCAAGGAUCUCCGGCAGAGACGACAAACACGCACAUUGGGACUAUGAUGUGCAGGACACCCGUCCAGAAUUCGAAAUUUGACGAGGCUCUCCAAGCUCGCGAUUUUCAUAGACUUGCACUCAUCAUUUCCGAGGGAAUGCAGGUACUCGACUGCCUGAACCAUGCAGCGAGCCAGUUCGUGUUCUGGAAGAACUGGCGAUAUUCCCAUUUCGACCCGCUACCAUGGUGGUGGGAUGUGCAUAUCUAUCAGCCGAUCAAGCACUUUGAGAUGGCCUUCGAAAAACCUGCGGCCUACGAUAAGAAUAUAUGA
This is a messenger RNA of Aspergillus clavatus NRRL 1, 1500 nucleotides long. RefSeq lists its product as uncharacterized. The transcript has a single exon. Bases 1 to 1500 code for a protein of 499 amino acids. NCBI's taxonomy places the organism in Eukaryota, Fungi, Ascomycota, Eurotiomycetes, Eurotiales, Aspergillaceae. The record is from RefSeq and is a predicted model, not a curated record.